AUGCGCUGCCUGACGCUGCUCGCCGCCUUCCUCGGCGCGGCCUCUGCUGCGCCGUCCGUCUCCAUCAGGGCCACCAACGGCUGGACCGUGGCCCGUCCCGGCACCAUCAAGGACGUGGUUGUGACCAAGGAAAACACGCUCAACGGCACCUCCCAGGCCCGAGAGACCGUCAUCACGUCGGCCAAAGGUGCCGGCCUGGACAGCCGCGCCAUCGGCGGGUCGCUGCCGCUCGAGUUUGUCAACAACUUUGACGGCGGCUCGGUCAACGCCUACGUCGUCGGGCUCGACUCGGACAACCGCGUCGUCUUCGUCCGGGGCGACGGCAGCCUCGUGUACCCGAGCUCGGGCGGCUCGCAGGUGCCGGUGCCCAUCGGAGCCAACGUCGCCAUCCCGCUGCCGGGCAAGGGCCAGACGUUUCGCAUGACGCUGCCCAUCGUGCUGACGUCGGGCCGCAUCUACUUUUCCGAGGGCACGCUGACCUUUUCCGUCGUGGCCACGCCCAUCGGCGAGGGCAUCGUGCAGCCGGCGCCGACCAACCUGCAGGACCCCAGCGCCGGCACCAACUGGGGCUUCGUCGAGCUCACGUACACGACGGACAAGAGCCUGUGGGCCAACAUCAGCUACGUCGACUUUGUCGGCAUGAUCCUCAGCAUGGCGCUCAGCGUCUCCGACGGCAGCGGCACGCAGAUCACGCGCGGCCUCGGCAGGGGCUCCGUCGACGCCAUCUGCAACGGGCUGAGCAGCCAGGCCAGCAGCGACGGGUGGCCGUGGAACCGCAUGUGCGUCGCCAACGCCCAGGGCAAGCCGCUGCGCGUGCUGUCGCCCAACGACUACGCCGUCAUCGACUCGGGCGCGUUUGGCAGCUACUGGAGCGGCUACGUCGACGAGGUCUGGAACCGCUACUCGUCGCGCGACCUCACCAUCAACACGCAGACCGGCGCCGGCAACGUCGCGUGCCGCGUCUCGGGCGGCACCAUGAACUGCGGCGGCGACAACCGCGGGUACGGCAAGCCCAGCGCCACCGACAUCUGGGGCUGCAACGGCGGGCCGUUCCUGCGCCAGGGCGGCGACAACGACGUCCACAUCGCCGUCAUCCCGCGCCUGUGCGCCGCCUUUGUGCGCUCGACGCUGCUCCUCGACGGCGGCGACGUCCAGCCCAGCCUCAGCUCGGACAACUACUACACUGCGGACCCGACGAACCACUACAGCCGCCUCGUCCACGACAACGAGAUCGACGGCCGCGGCUACGCGUUCCCCUACGACGACGUCAACCCCGACGGCCACGGCGACUCGUCUGGCCUCGUGCACUCGGGGGCGCCCAAGACGCUGACCGUGUACGUCGGUGCGCCGCCGCCGUAG
Messenger RNA from Purpureocillium lilacinum, 1359 nucleotides. RefSeq lists its product as uncharacterized. Lineage: Eukaryota; Fungi; Ascomycota; Sordariomycetes; Hypocreales; Ophiocordycipitaceae. The record is from RefSeq and is a predicted model, not a curated record.